Molecule: messenger RNA, 7550 nt
Organism: Scophthalmus maximus (turbot)
Lineage: Eukaryota; Metazoa; Chordata; Actinopteri; Pleuronectiformes; Scophthalmidae
Gene: pcdh7b
Product: protocadherin 7b
Exons: 3
Coding region: 1077-4841 (1254 amino acids)
Biological process (GO): homophilic cell-cell adhesion
Cellular component (GO): plasma membrane
Molecular function (GO): calcium ion binding
Source: RefSeq, a predicted model, not a curated record
ACGUCUGCUGGGCUCAGGACGCGGCGGUCGAGACUAAAGUCGGACCCUGUUUAAGUGCGCUGCUGGGUGAGAAGAAACCGGAGGGGGUGGAGAGAAGGAGAGAGAGAGAGAGGGGGAGAGGGAGAGGGAGAGAGAGACUGCAAUAUCAUUUGUGGAUCCCUCUCACAGUGCUGCAGAUAGGGGCUGCCAACACAUGCGGCGCGUCUGCAGGUGACGGAACAGGCUGAAUACGCUGGACGCACUGAGGAAUUCAACCAACGUUUCCAAAAAACCUGCGUCGGAUAUACAUUUUUUUUUUUAGAGUUUUAUUUCCCGCUUCAUUUUUUUUCCUCUAAUAAUACCCUGAUUUCUUUUUAGAAGGUUGUGCACUGUGGAGUUGGCUCGCAAACGGAGAGAGAACCACACUGUCUGCUGGUUGCAAGAGAGACUCGGAGGGAAGACGGGGAGCAGGGGAAGGCAACCGGACAGGUAAUUCGCCCCGUGUGGGUUCGCCUCCUCGAGAUCGGAGAGUUGACAGGCUCGGCGCGAUCAACACUCGCCGUGUGAUGAGUUUGGAAACUGCGCGGGCGUUUAAAUGAUCCCCUGACACAUGUCGGACACGGGAAUAUUGCAGCCUCACCCAGAAAGGAAAUUAUAGCCACAAACUGUGAGUAGAAUGGCGCGAUAUGGACCCAUGACACUUUCUGGUGGCGUGAUGCUCGGACUGUGACAUUUUGGCUUUUACGCGCACGAAAUCCACGUCGGCCUGUCCGUGGCACCGUCCAGGGCGCACGGAGCCUCUCUGGUGGUUUUCUUUCCGUUCUUUUUUUUUCUUUUGCCAAAAACAAGUAAAAGAGCAACUUGCACCCAGUGCUGGAGGUGGAAGAGGAGAGGAGAGAGGGAAGCCCGUGCACUUGCUGCUUUGCACUGCAGCAGGAGCGACGUAGGAAGUCGUUCGGAGGAUGAAGUCUUACACGUCCCGAAACAGAGGGCUUCGCUCUGAAUGAAAGCGACAUUUCCUGCCCAUAUUCGGACUUUCCAUCAGUGAUUUAAACAUUUUUUUUCGACAUAUUUCCCCCCCAAUCCUAACUGGAACAAUGAGGACUACUGGUGCAGUGGACUAUUUGUACUAUUGCUUGCUCAUCCUGCAGCUUGUGAAUCAGCCCGCUGCCAAGCAAGUGCUCCGGUACCGUUUGGCCGAGGAGGGACCCGCCGAUGUCAGAGUAGGAAACGUUGCCGCCGACCUGGGCAUUGUCGCCGUGUCUGGCGAGGUGACAUUCACCCUCGAAUCAGGCUCGGAUUUUUUCAAAAUAGAUAACAUCACAGGGGAGCUCAGCACCAACGAGAGGCGGAUAGACCGUGAAAAAUUACAGCAGUGCCAAAUGAUAUUUGAUGAAAAUGAGUGUUUUAUAGAUUUCGAGGUGUCAGUCAUCGGACCAGCCCAGAGCUGGGUCGACCUGUUUGAGGGAAAAGUCAUCAUACUAGACAUAAAUGAUAACACCCCGUCCUUCCCGUCCUCUGUCCUGUCACUGUCUGUGGAGGAAAACAGACCCAUUGGAACCCUUUAUCUGCUGCCCACCGCCACAGACAGAGAUUUUGGCAGGAAUGGAAUAGAGAGAUACGAGCUGAUCCAGGACAAUGGGGAGAGCUCAAGGCGCCUGAGCUCUUCAGCGGAUUCAUACUCGGGGAAGAGGAGGUUUGACGAAGGCGCGAGCAGGAGCAGCGUCUUUGAACUGCAAGUCGCCGACACUACUGAUGGAGAGAAGCAGCCCCAGCUCAUUAUUAAAGGGGCCCUUGAUAGGGAACAGAGAGACUCCUAUGAGCUCACACUGCGUGUUAGGGAUGGAGGAGAUCCCCCUCGCUCCUCCCAGGCCAUUCUCAGGGUGAUGAUCACCGAUGUGAAUGACAACAACCCUCGGUUUGAGAAGAGUGUGUAUGAAGCUGACCUGCCAGAAAACAGCUCCCCGGGUGCCCCCAUACUCCAGCUCAAAGCGGCCGAUGCAGACGUGGGGGUUAACGGUCAAAUAGAAUAUGUGUUUGGAGCAGCCACAGAGUCAGUGAGGAGGCUGCUGCGGUUGGAUGAGAGCACAGGGUGGCUGAGUGUCUUGCACCGCAUUGACCGUGAAGAAGUGAGCCAACUGAGGUUCACGGUAAUGGCCCGUGACCGAGGCCAGCCACCCAAAAUGGACAAGGCGACUGUGGUGUUGAACAUUAAGGAUGAAAAUGACAACGUUCCCGCUAUUGAGAUACGGAAGAUUGGACGCAUUUUCCUAAAAGAUGGUAUAGCCAAUGUGGCUGAGGAUGUGGUGGUGGACACACCCAUUGCCUUAGUUCAGGUGUCAGACCGUGACCAGGGGGAAAAUGGCAUAGUGACCUGCACAGUGGUAGGGGAUGUGCCCUUUCAGCUGAAACCAGCCAGUGAAAUGGAGGGUGAGCAGAAUAAAAAGAAAUAUUUCCUCCACACGUCUGCAACGCUGGACUAUGAGGCCACACAGGAAUACAACGUGGUUAUAGUGGCUGUGGACUCCGGGAGCCCCAGUCUGGCAAGUAAUAACUCUGUUAUCGUCAAAGUUGGCGACACUAAUGACAACCCUCCUAUCUUUAGCCAGAAUGUAGUCGAGGUGUCAUUUCCGGAAAACAAUGCCCCUGGCGAGAGGGUGACAACAGUGGUGGCCAUUGACGCAGAUAGUGGGAAGAAUGCUGAAAUAGCCUAUUCCCUUGACUCAUCAGUGAAUGGGAUUUUCUCCAUCGAUGCAGACAGUGGAGACAUCCGAGUAAACACCAUCCUGGACAGAGAGCAAACAGAGCGCUACGAAUUCAAAGUGAUAGCCAGAGAUAAGGGCAUAAACACUCUUCAGGGGUCUGCAACAGUGGUCGUCCUUGUGGCCGAUAAGAAUGACAAUGACCCAAAGUUCAUGCAGGACGUGUUCACCUUCUACGUCAAAGAGAACCUUGAGCCAAACAGCCCUGUUGGUAUGGUUACAGUCAUUGAUGCAGAUAAAGGUCAAAAUGCAGAGAUGAGUCUUUUCAUUGAAGAAGAGGAGGAGAUCUUUUCUAUUGAGAAUGACACUGGGACUAUUUUCUCCACCCUGUCCUUUGACCGAGAGCAGAAAACUACAUACACUUUCCGUGUCAAAGCUGUGGAUGGUGGCGACCCUCCCAGAUCUGCCACUGCCACAGUCUCACUCUUUGUCAUGGAUGAGAACGACAAUGCACCAAUGGUCACUUUCCCAAUUAACAGCUCCUACACCCUUCUUCCUCCCUCCAGUAACAUCAGAACAGUGGUCAGAACUGUCAUAGCCACCGACACUGACACCGGCGUCAACGCAGACCUGAACUACAGCAUCAUUGGGGGGAACCCCUUCAGGCUGUUUGAGAUUGAUGGCGGCUCUGGGGUUAUUUCACUGGUGGGGAAGCUGGAGCAGAAGCAUUAUGGCCUCCACAGACUCGUGGUCCAGGUGACCGACAGAGGGCCGCCUUCACAGAGCACCACCACGCUGGUUCAUGUGUUUGUUAAUGAGACUCUUUCCAAUUCCACAGUGGUGGAGGCCCAGGUGGCUAAGAGCCUGAGCACGUCUCUCAACACCAACAUUGCCGGCGACCCCAACUAUGAUCUAAGCAAACAGCGGUUAAGCAUCGUAAUCGGAGUAGUUUCAGGCAUCAUGACAGUCAUCCUCAUUAUUCUUGUUGUAGUCAUGGCCCGUUACUGCCGUCCCAAAAAUAAGAAUGGCUACGAGGCCGGCAAGAAGGAUCACGAAGACUUCUUUACCCCACAGCAGCAUGACAAAUCCAAGAAGCCCAAGAAAGAUAAGAAGAAACAGAAAUCUAAACAGCCGCUCUACAGCAGUAUUGUCACUGUCGAGGCCUCCAAACCCAACGGGCAGCGCUAUGACGGCGUCAACGAGAAGCUGUCCGACAGUCCUUGCAUGGGCCGCUACCGUUCAGUCAACGGAGGGCCAGGGAGCCCGGAUUUGGCCCGACACUACAAGUCCAGUUCGCCCCUCCCCACUGUCCAGCUUCACCCGCAGUCGCCAACAGCUGGAAAAAAGCACCAGGCCGUUCAGGACCUGCCCCCUGCCAAUACCUUUGUUGGCACCGGAGAUAACAUUUCCCUUGGAUCUGACCACUGCUCUGAAUACAGCAGUCAGACUAUCAACAAGUACAACAAACAGCCGUUUCGCCGAGUGACCUUCUCGGUGGUGAGCCAGCCCCAGGACCCUCACCAGCAGGGAUCGCUGCAGAGCUGCUACGACAGCGGCCUGGACGAGUCGGAGACGCCCAGCAGCAAGAGCUCAUCGGGCCCCCGGCUGGGCGCCCUUCCCCUGCCCGAGGACAGCUACGAGAGGACAACGCCGGAUGGCAGUGUCGGUGAGGCAGAGCACAUGGAAAAUGACUCCCGGCCCUUGCCUGACGUAGCCAUGACUGGCAAGUGCACUCGGGAAUGCGACGAGUACGGCCACUCGGACUCCUGCUGGAUGCCUGUGCGCACGUCGCCCGAGCGACGGCCAUCCAAGUCCACCACCACCCCCCAACAACCAAAGCUUUCCACUUUUAUGAGCGGCAGCAGCAGCAGCAGCAGCUCCGAGCAGCCCGGCAGCCAAGAGACCCUCGCCAUGGCCGCCAUGGCCAACGGAGACCCCACCUCCACUCACAUGAUGGGCGACCGCAAUCGCAACCUGCUCAACAAGAAGAUGGCCUCCUCCUCCUCCUCCUACGAGGCCUUCGGCUCGCCCUCCUACGGCUCGCCAGGAGGUGGGGAGGAGGUGCUGGGCCACCCCACUGAGGAGAUCCCCCUGGCCCCUACUGGGGAGUACAAGCCCACGUCCUGUGGCACUCUGACGCGGCGGGAGGUGUACCUGUGAGCUGGGAGGGUUAGACGCGCCCGCUGUGCCACCAUGUAUGGCAUUUAAAAAACAACACUGAGCGUAGCUGCUUACCCAUCACCAUUACAGCUCUUGAAGCUUUUAGCCUCCCUUGCUAGGAGGUAGGACUAACCUUUCUCCAAAGACUUUUACAACAGCUUCUUAAUGAAAAUCAGAGUGGACAGACAAACAGUUCUGAAGAAGGGAGGAGGAGGAGGAGGAGGAGGAAGAACUGUUUUGGGCACUGAUUGAACUAUGGAUGAGGCUGUUUUCUACUGGUGAGUCGGGCUCUUGGGACAUGAUCUGCUGCCUGACAGUCAAUCUGUACAAUAACCAACUCAUUUGACAUAUUCAGUCCAUGCAUGCAUUACUCCCCCGUCCCCCAUGAAGGCCCUGUUCCCUUAAGAUGACAAUACUCCAAUAGAGACAAUUUCUUUUCUUUGAUUGUUUAUGAUUUUUCUAGAAACAAAGUUGUACAUGUGGACUAUUUUGACUUAAAAAAUGUGUCUGGCUAUGCCUUUUUCUUUUUUUUUUAUUACCUAACGGGGCAAAUGCCGCGGCCACGAUAUUCUGCGGCUGCAACAACACAUUGGACACGAUGGUCUCGGUCAUCAGUCAUUUUGACUGUUUGUGAUAAAUGUUGCUCAACAGCAGAACAAGACUCGGCCGCAUUCAAAUCCUAAAAGGACAGCAAAGACUCAGCUUUAAAUACUCAGUCCAGAAAAAUGACAUUGGUUUCAGUCCUCGAAAUGGACGGAAAUGGGGGACAUUGGGAAAUUUGCUGCACCGACCCCUUGGUUCAAACCCCACCGGUACACUACGAUGGACACGUGAGGGCUGAUCCCUAACGUGCCAGCGUGAAACGUCACAGGUGAAAAAGUCACUCAUUGUACAUAAACAUCGGACCACAGCGACGACGCAAACUGCUCUCAUCCCCCUUUUGUCCCGCUACCUUCCCUCAGUCUCUCGUUCUUUGUCUUUUCGAAAUCGGGCGACAUCGAGACCAAAACCCUCCUGAAGAGAUGCAAGCCCUUAGAGCCGUGUGGCGUCAUCGCACUGGCUGGGAAAACAAGCAUGCGGUUGUGCAUAUUCGGAUCACCUCAGUGGGAUGCUACUGUAUAUCGAUACCUGCUGUGUUUUGCUGUCCCCCCCCCCCCCCCCCCUCGAACACACAUAUACAGCAGCGGAAAAGCGGAUUCAUUUAACUGAGGCCAGUGGCACUGCUGUGUCGACUGAUAAUCCUGGGUAAGCACAGAUAGAAAUGAUGGAGGUGCAAUCGGUAAUGUAUGUGUGUAUGGGCCAAAUAUGCAGUUUACUGUAUAGUAUGUGUGUAUAGGCCAUAUCUAGUGUAUACUGUAGAUGUACGCCACUAACCUAGGAGGGCGGAAACAUGGCCAAGCUGGUCUGACAACAGCUGCAAUGUCAGCCGUGUACUGUCAUUCCUCUUCUUUUUUUUGUGAUAGAUUGAGCAAUAAAUAUCAUACUGUACAUGUGACCAACCAGCAUCAACUUCUUUUUCACGUUUUCGUAAAGCUUUUCGAAAAUGAAAUCCACCCACACUUGGCCGUCCUUCUAGAGUCCUUCUUUUUUCUCGCACUGGUAGAUGUUGCUUUCCAUACUACACGGUGGUGGCAUCUUUGAGCACGAAUGUAAGAAUCAGCUCAAUGGCAAACAAUCAAAAAGCAACGCCCGAAUGCCGUUCUUUUGGAUUACAGACUGAGAAAAAAAAAAUGGUGUCAAAGUGAAAACCAAAGCUUCGCGAGCAGGAUGAAGCACCCCUCCCCCCCCCCUCCAUGUACACAUUAAAAAAUAGCUUUCUGGGAGAACUUUGCUCUAAGUACACUUUACCGGGGAUUUUUUUUUUUUUAAAUUUCAUGGAGGAAAGAGCUCGAGCGAUAAGAAUGUGAUGUCUCAGCAAAUCAUCCACCACAUCCUCAGAGCUAAGUGACCAAUUACACACAUACAUUACAGUGUUGAGAUGUCGUGCCUCCUUGUCUACAGUGAUUUUUCCUUUUUUCUCGCAGCUGCAGAGGCGCAAAACUCUCAUGACUGUAAUAAAGCAAAAGAAUAUCAGAUGCAAUGGAACCUUUUGUAUGUUAGCAAAACCCCUUUGGUUUAAACGGAGCUGCUUUUUCAGCGCUCCGGCAGUCUAUAGUCUGUAAGUACUACUCGUUGUUCGAAGGAAAGUGCUCCUAUACUUAUCAACUGUAUACAUGAAUAUUUACUUUUUACUGCACGUUUAAUGGGAACUUACUUCACUUACUGAGAAGGAAGGAGGAAAAAAAACCUGUAAAACAAAAUGUACAAAAAAAAUGUUAUCGCUGUGAACAUGGAAAUCCACCUUGUUGCUUGCUUUUGUUAUACUUAAAGAAACAUUAGCCAUCGGUUAGCCAACUUAGUACAGUUAAGACUCCACAUACAGUACCAUUGAUUUUAUACAAUUUUUUUAUACUUGUCUCUCAUAUCACCAUACAAACCCAAAUCUUUCAUAGGUCUCAUUUAUAUCAACUUAAUACCAUGAAUUUUCAAAUUUUUGCCGUGUAUUAUUCUUUUUGAUCCCAUUCGUUGAUUUGUUGCACAAUGUCAGAAACCAUGGAAAUGAUCACGACAAUGUACUCCGUGUUUUACUUUUCUUUUCUUUAGCUGGUGCCACUUUGUAUAUUUAGAGUGCUUCUGAAAAAAGACAAAAAAACAACAACAACAACAAAA